Molecule: messenger RNA, 747 nt
Organism: Fonsecaea nubica
Lineage: Eukaryota; Fungi; Ascomycota; Eurotiomycetes; Chaetothyriales; Herpotrichiellaceae
Exons: 2
Coding region: 1-747 (248 amino acids)
Source: RefSeq, a predicted model, not a curated record
AUGGGCAAAGUCAAGUACAUCCUCCUCGACUGCGACAACACUCUCUGCUUGUCCGAGCGCCUUGCGUUUGAGGCCUGCACCGAUCUCACCAAUGAACUCCUCGAGCUGUACGGCGUCAAAGAACGCUACACGGUCGAGGGCCUCCUCGAAGCCUUUGUCGGUCAGAACUUUCGUGGUAUGAUGGUUGGUCUCCAGAAGAAGCAUGGCUUUGAGAUGCCCCCAGACCAGUUGGAGGAAUACGUCAACAAGGAACUUGGAGCCGUCACCGCCAAACUUGCUGCCAAGUGUCAACCAUGCCCUGGUGCCCCUGAGGAGUUGGAGCGUCUGCACAAGGCCGGGUACCCUAUGUCGGUUGUCAGCACCUCUGCCAAACCCCGUGUCGUCGCUUCUCUCGAGAAGGUCGGCAUCGACCACUAUUUCCCCAACGCCCACGUCUACAGCGCUGCCACCUCGCUCAACCCACCUUCCAGCAAACCUGACCCCAAGAUCUACCUCUAUGCUUGCGAACAACUCGGUGUCAAGCCAGAGGAGUGCAUCACCGUCGAAGACAGCAAGAGUGGUGCCACCGCUGCCAUGCGCGCUGGCAUUCCCUGCAUUGGCUACGUCGGCGUCUACAAACUGGAGGAUGGUGAGGAGAAGAUGAAGCAGAUGGCCCAGAUUCUCAAAGAACAGUGCAACUGCAUCGAGAUCAUGUACGAAUGGAAGGAGUUCCCCAAGAUCUUGGAGAAGAUCGAGAGUGGCAACUGA